AUGAAGGUCAUUCUGGUCGCCAGUGUACUGGCGUGGGUAGGCGCUACAGUCGCAGCACCCGGCUAUACCAGGCGCCGGCGAGCCGAUGAAUUGAGUCUACGUCGCACCAGUCUCCCUCAAUUUCUUGACAGCGAACGCAGCUCGCUGCUAGUCGAUAAUAGCACUCAUGCCGAGUAUACCACGAAUUGGGCUGGCGCUGUCAUGAUCGGGAGCGGAUACACGACUGUAUCUGGCACGAUCGUGGUCCCAAAGCCUUCAAUUCCACUAGGGGGUAGUAGCACAAGGACAUACUCUGCGUCUGCGUGGGUUGGCAUUGAUGGCAGUACAUGCCAGACUGCUAUCUUGCAGACGGGCGUUGACUUCAGCACGAAGGGCAAGACGGUUACAUAUGAGGGCUGGUAUGAGUGGUAUCCUGAUUAUUCAUAUAAGUUUCCCAACUUCAAGAUAUCGGGUGGUGAUACCGUCACGAUGACAGCAACCGUGACGAGCAAGAACGGCGGCAGCGUGACCCUCGAGAACAAGACAACAGGGCAAUCGGUAACGCAUGUCUUCACUAACCAGCUUGGGAAUCUCUGCCAGACCAAUGCCGAAUGGAUUGUCGAGGAUUUCUCCCAGGGAAACGUCCUCGUCCCGUUCGCCGACUUUGGCACCGUCGUCUUUACGAACGCGAGCGCCAAUGGCGUUACACAGCUCGACAAGGCUCUAAUUUACGACAUAAAGCAGGGUAACAAGGUGUAUACCAGCUGCUCGACGUCGAGUUCAAGCUCUGUUACGUGUUCGUACGUUGGAUAG
This is a messenger RNA of Xylaria bambusicola, 792 nucleotides long. Its product is annotated as peptidase A4 family-domain-containing protein. The record is from RefSeq and is a predicted model, not a curated record. Gene Ontology annotation, molecular function: glutamic-type endopeptidase activity. The coding region runs from base 1 to 792 and encodes 263 amino acids. Gene Ontology annotation, biological process: proteolysis. The transcript has 4 exons. NCBI's taxonomy places the organism in Eukaryota, Fungi, Ascomycota, Sordariomycetes, Xylariales, Xylariaceae.